UCUUUAAAAAUGUGGAAGUAAGAAAACUGCACUUCUGUGUCCCAGCUGCACAGUUGGGCUUGUUGGGGAAGACACAGAAACAGACUGAAGAAGAUCCCAAAGAAGAGAAGGAAGAGGAGGAGGUUGCCGGUGUCCUCAGCCAUGACUCUCCUGUCAGCACAGCCAGGCCCAGCAGAAGUUGGCGGAGCAGCAGGUCAGCCACCGCCGCCCGCCAGCGUGACACUGAGAAUUCACGGGCCUCCAGAUCCAAGACUGGCUCCCUGCAGCUCGUCUGCAAGUCAGAGCCAAACACAGACCAGCUUGAAUACGUGGUCACAGAAGAGCAUCACUCUCCAGCUGGGAUCGGCAGUGAUGAUGAUGAGGAGAUGCUCAUCAGCGAGGAAGAAGUUCCCUUCAAAGAUGAUCCAAGAGAUGAAACUUACAGGCCCCACCUAGAGAAAGAAGCACCAAAGCAGAGGAGGAAAGCUAGCAAGGGGAAGGAGGAAAAAGAGAAACAGAAGGAGAUUAAAGUAGAAGUGAAAGAAGAGAGUGAGUUUCAGGAAGAUGAAGAACCGCCGAGGAAGAGGGGAAGGAGGAGAAAGGAUGACAAAAGCCCAAGGCUGCCCAAGAGAAGGAAGAAGCCUCCGAUACAGUAUGUCCGCUGCGAGAUGGAAGGCUGCGGCACAGUCCUGGCUCACCCACGUUACCUGCAGCAUCACAUAAAGUACCAGCACUUGCUGAAGAAAAAAUACGUGUGUCCUCAUCCCUCCUGUGGUCGGCCACAGCUCCUGCGGCACGCCAAACACCACACAGAUCAAAGGGAUUACAUCUGUGAGUACUGUGCCCGGGCGUUUAAGAGUUCUCAUAACUUGGCAGUUCAUCGAAUGAUCCAUACAGGCGAGAAGCCCUUGCAGUGUGAGAUCUGUGGAUUCACCUGCCGGCAAAAGGCUUCUCUCAACUGGCACAUGAAGAAGCACGACGCGGACUCCUUCUACCAGUUCUCCUGCAACAUUUGCGGCAAGAAAUUUGAGAAGAAAGACAGUGUCGUGGCCCACAAGGCCAAGAGCCAUCCCGAAGUGCUUAUUGCUGAAGCACUGGCUGCCAAUGCGGGUGCCCUGAUCACCAGCACCGACAUCCUGGGCACUAAUGCUGAGGCCAUUGUGCCACCCACCGAUGGCCAGGGCCUUCCUAUGAACACGGAGAUCCUAGGAGCCACCACAGAGGUGCUCAUCGAAGAUUCAGACUCCACUGGACCCUAG
Molecule: messenger RNA, 1238 nt
Organism: Apaloderma vittatum (bar-tailed trogon)
Lineage: Eukaryota; Metazoa; Chordata; Aves; Trogoniformes; Trogonidae
Product: E3 ubiquitin-protein ligase ZFP91-like
Exons: 11
Biological process (GO): regulation of transcription by RNA polymerase II
Cellular component (GO): nucleus
Molecular function (GO): transcription coregulator activity
Source: RefSeq, a predicted model, not a curated record